Molecule: messenger RNA, 534 nt
Organism: Strongyloides ratti
Lineage: Eukaryota; Metazoa; Nematoda; Chromadorea; Rhabditida; Strongyloididae
Product: Cytidyltransferase-like domain and Rossmann-like alpha/beta/alpha sandwich fold domain-containing protein
Exons: 2
Coding region: 1-534 (177 amino acids)
Biological process (GO): CDP-choline pathway
Molecular function (GO): choline-phosphate cytidylyltransferase activity; phosphatidylcholine binding
Source: RefSeq, a predicted model, not a curated record
AUGAUUGAUGAAGAGUUUAUUCCACAAAAAAUUUCAAUACAUGAGAAUGGUUCUAUUGAAUUUUCAGAGAAUACCCGACCACUAAGAGUUUAUGCUGAUGGAGUUUUUGAUUUGUUUCAUAUUGGACACGCAAAACUUUUUAAACAAAUAAAAAAACUUCUUCCAAAUUGUAUAUUGAUCGCUGGAGUUGUUAAAGAUGAGGAUACAUUUAUAAAUAAAGGAUGUUAUCCUAUAAUGAAUCACCAUGAGAGGUGUGAAAUUAUACGUUCUUGCAAGUUUGUUGAUGAAGUCAUUGUGAAUCCACCCUUCAAUCCAACACUACAAUUUGUCAAUGAACAUAAAAUUGACGUUGUUGCUCAUGACAAUUUACCAUACCCAUGUGAAGAAAUUGAAGAUGCUUACAAACCAUUUAAAGACGAAAAUAGAUUUCUACCAACUCAACGUGAAAAAUCUGUCUCGUCUACAGAUAUAGUUAAAAGAAUUUUAGAUCAGCAUGAUUUUCUAGUAAAUAAUAAGAAGUAUCAAAAAAAAUAA